UCCUGCAGAGGGAACUGUUUUAUAAACGACAUGUCUGGACGAGGAAAGACCGGCGGCAAAGCCAGGGCUAAGGCCAAGACUCGCUCUUCUCGUGCUGGCCUCCAGUUUCCCGUUGGCCGUGUCCAUAGACUGCUGCGUAAAGGGAACUAUGCGGAGCGUGUUGGUGCCGGAGCUCCCGUCUACCUGGCGGCUGUCCUGGAGUAUCUAACAGCUGAGAUUCUGGAGCUGGCUGGAAACGCUGCUCGUGACAACAAGAAGACCAGAAUCAUCCCCCGUCACCUGCAGCUGGCUGUCCGCAACGAUGAGGAGCUCAACAAGCUGCUUGGCGGAGUGACCAUCGCUCAGGGAGGAGUGCUGCCCAACAUCCAGGCAGUCCUGCUACCCAAGAAGACCGAGAAACCCGCCAAGACUAAAUGAAGACCCU
Messenger RNA from Melanotaenia boesemani (Boeseman's rainbowfish), 424 nucleotides. Its product is annotated as histone H2A-like. NCBI's taxonomy places the organism in Eukaryota, Metazoa, Chordata, Actinopteri, Atheriniformes, Melanotaeniidae. Gene Ontology annotation, molecular function: protein heterodimerization activity; structural constituent of chromatin; DNA binding. The transcript has a single exon. The record is from RefSeq and is a predicted model, not a curated record. The coding region runs from base 31 to 417 and encodes 128 amino acids. Gene Ontology annotation, cellular component: nucleosome.